Molecule: messenger RNA, 1147 nt
Organism: Odontomachus brunneus
Lineage: Eukaryota; Metazoa; Arthropoda; Insecta; Hymenoptera; Formicidae
Gene: Atg5
Product: autophagy protein 5
Exons: 5
Coding region: 85-882 (265 amino acids)
Biological process (GO): autophagosome assembly; autophagy of mitochondrion; nucleophagy
Cellular component (GO): Atg12-Atg5-Atg16 complex; cytoplasm; phagophore assembly site membrane
Source: RefSeq, a predicted model, not a curated record
AAGCCAACCUAACCUAUUUAUUAGCGAGCUGCUUCAUUGGAGCAGUAAGUACUUUAAAAAGAUAACUUCAGUAUUGCGAUCGUAAUGGCAAACGAUCGUGAGAUGCUUCGGGAAAUCUGGGAUGGCAAGAUACCAAUUUGUUUUACUCUGAAUUCGGAGGAGACUUGUGAGUUGCAAGGACCGGAUCCUUUUUACCUAAUGGUACCUAGGUUAAGUUACUUCCCACUGUGUACAGAGAAGGUGAGAAAGCACUUCAUACGACACAUACAGAGUGACAGUAAACAAGAGCAUGAGAUGUGGCUAGAAUUCAACGGCAUUCCAUUGAAAUGGCACUAUCCUAUUGGUGUCUUGUUGGACAUUUAUUUCAAUGACAUUCAGUUGCCAUGGAACAUCGUUGUCCACUUCGAUAAGUUUCCAGAAAAUGUUCUGAUGCACUGCCAAAAUAAAGAAAUUGUAGAAGCUCACUUUCUCUCCUGCAUAAAAGAGGCAGACGUUCUGAAGCAUAGAGGGCAGAUUGUAUCCAGUAUGCAAAAAAAAGAUCACACACAGUUGUGGAAUGGUAUUAUGAAUGAUAAAUUUGAUCAGUUCUGGUCUGUGAACGGUAGGCUUAUGGAGGCUAUCACUGAAGAGGGUUUUAAAUAUAUACCUUUCCGAUGCUACACCAGUGAGGAUAAAUAUGUACAGAAAUUGGUGAGGCCAUUAAACGAAGAAGGCCAAAGAAAAACGUUGAAGCAUUUGUUAAGUGAAGUAUUCCCGGAUCAGGAAAAUGUUACAGUGCGUACUCAUGGUAUCAUACCACCAUUGGAAACGCCACUUCAAUGGAUGGCGGAGCAUUUGAGUUAUCCGGACAAUUUUCUGCAUCUAAUUGUUGUCACGUCGUAACGCCUAAUGAAGAUCGGAUGAUUUCAUUACUCAAAUAUACUAUUAUUUUAAUUACUAAGUGUGUUUUGCGGGUUAAAGAGGCGAUUGCGACGGAAAAUUUGAAGAUAGAUUCGAGUGACAUCGAAUGUGUUGACAUGAGAAUGUGUUGUGAUAAUAUACAUUACAAGAUAUUUGUAUAUUAGGAUUCCCUGAAGAGAUUCUAAGUAGAUUUUAAUUAUGUAUGAAUUGUACGCGCGUAAAUAACAAGAUUUACAGUUGCGAAUAA